UUAGUUACGACUUCGAAGAAAGAGGAUGUAAAUAUUUGCAAAAUGGUUUGACAACCUUUCCAAUCCAAAUUUAGUUGAACAGAAUAUUUAUGCAAUGCCCAGGUCAAACAAUGGGCGUGAUAGUAGUUCUAGACGCAGCCGUUCGUCCAGAAGUAGAUCAAGAAGUCGACAUCGUGACAGACGUCACCACUCACACAGACGAGAAAGGGGGAGACAUAAACCAAAAGAAAGAAAUUUAGGAGCAGCGUUUUGUAGCAUGAUAACAAUUGUUAUUAUGUCAACGUCUUUAGCGGAACCAAACUGGGUAUCUUUACAAGGCGGUGGAUGUGUUGUAAAUGGUGUUGGACUUGAUCAUUUAGGGGCAUUCCAAUUUUUCUAUCCAGGAAAGUUUUUGGAACAGUUUAUUCAGGGACCGAACAACAAAAAAGUUGACAUUGUUUACAAGUUUGGACCAAAUGAUUUAGAUAGAAUGGAAAACUGUGUUACAAACAAAGCUGUGAUACUGAUGAAGACAAUCAUUGCAUUUACAUUUAUAGCCAUGUGCUGUACACUUAUAGCUUUCUUAUUAGAUCUGAUUGGACCACAGCACAGAGCUUUAAAAAUAUUGAGGAGAAAUGCAAUAUUUAAUAUUGUGUCUGUUAUCUUGUGUGUGAUUAUCAAUUUGUUUUGUUACUGGUUAACCGUGGAAGUUUCUGGAUUACAACGACUUACAAAAGUCCAUGUUGGAAGUAAAGUAGAAGUGACCUUUGACAUUAGUUUUUAUCUGAUCACUGCUGCAGGUGCCAUGGGUGUCAUAGCAACAGCCAUGAACUGUUUGAAGAGAUUUCCAACACAUGAUCAUAUGACAGAAGCCUUAUUAGAGGAUUAUGAUGGACUUGAAGGGGCAUUUCCCGUCUCUCCCCCUGAGGCACAGAGUUCUCCUAUGUCCAACAUCCCCCCACCACCAGCAUAUACACCAUGAAUACCUGUUUUUAUACACAGUAUAUCAUACUAAUCUUAGUUCUGCUUUUUUUCAUGCUUUUGGCAUUUAAGCUUAUUAAGGUGGUACCCAAUACCUUGACUAAAAUUAAUUUGGCUCGUUUAAUUUUCAUAAAAUUUUGACAAAAUAUUUACUUUGACCCUUUGAUAAAAAUAUUAAAAUUUCAAAAAACUUCACCCAAUCACUUGUUUGGAUAUACAGCAUUUUGACAAACACUAAUUUUGAUCAUUCAGAAGCUUAAUAUUUCCUUAACAAUGCAAUGUAAUUAAAACAUUCAGCUAAUUUUACAGAGUUAUCUCCCUGUAGUGUUAGGUACCACCUCAAGUUGAGCAGGAUUUAUCAUUAUAUUAUUUAUCCAUGAUUCUGAUGCUGGUAAAACUUUUUCUUGUCAACUGAAUAUCAGAAAAUUUUGAAAUAUUAUGUAAAAGCAUAAUGUGGAUUCAUUGUUAUUUGUGGGAAACCUUUUUUUUGAAUUAGUAGGAAUUGCUAAACCACUUAAUUGAAUGUUCAAUGAAGUACAAAUUUUCUAAACGUUUGUAUUCAUAACUAUGAAAUCAAAUAUCCAUGAAGGUGCAAGUUUUCCCCAAUCCAUGAAAAUUGGUACCAAAGAGAAUAAAUGAAUCCAAAGUACCAUUUAAAGUGUAUUCAAGAAUCAUGUGCAGUUUGCUAAUUAUGUACACUGUAUACAUGUAUCAUUGUUUGAUUAUGAUGAGUUCGUUCAUAUAAAACAUCAAUUUAAUGAGAAAUAAGAAAAAAAAAUUAUUAUCAAGAUAUCAUGCUAAAAUAAGUUAUGACAAUUUAAUACACGAAACAUGGAAUAUUUGGACUAUCUCCAAUUAAAUUUAUUUUUUACAGUCAUGGGGAAAAAGAAUUCUUGCAAGUGCAUAUAGAUAUAGGAAGAUGUGGUGUGAGUGCCAAUGAGACAACUCUCCAUCCAAAUAACAAUUUAAAAAGUAAACCAUUAUAGGUUAAAAUACGGCCUUCAACACGGAGCCUUGGCUCACACCGAACAACAAGCUAUAAAGGGCCCCAAAAUUACUAGUGUAAAACCAUUCAAACGGGAAAACCAACGGUCUAAUAGUUUGUUUUUUUAAAUUAACCCCCCAAAAAUACUACAGUUUUUAUUGAUGAUUUAUAAGAAAUUUGAAGUUCUAGUGUAGACCUUAUUUUUGUGGUAAAAUUCAAACUUGUAGCAUACUUCCAGGAAACUGGAGAUAAAGUUUAUAUGUAUUUUUUUUAAAAUUGCAUGUAUUUUCAGUAGAAGUUUAAAUGUACAUAAUGAAUUUACCCAAGUUAUUAUUUUCAGCAAUAUGACCAUUUCAAAUUAUGAGGUUUCCACUUCAAGGCUGGUAUUUUAUAUGUAGAAACCUCACCAGUCAGAUUGAUUUGGCAUCAAAUUUGAUCAUGUUGAUUCAGUAGGAUUUUUUUAAAUGAUAAUAAAUCUAGUUUGGUACAUUGAGUAUGUACACAAUAAUGUAUGUAACUUUUAUAUUGACAUAUGAGAAUUUUUUUGAGAAAUUUUAUGAGAGAUAUGUUGAUUCUCAUUUUAUCUGCUGAUAAAUGGAAAAAUUAUUUUAACCUUUUUAUUCACAGUUGUAUGUGCAUGUUUAAAAGUUUCUAUAAUUUAUCAAAAGUCAAAUAUGGUAUUGUUUUUAUCUAGACAAAAAUAAUAAUCUCAUUUUGAUGUAAACUUGUUUGUACAAAGAAAUUUACAAAGAUAUCAAUAAAGGACAUAUUUUAUACUGUUCAUAAUUUGCUUAAAUCUUAGAACUUUGAAGUUACAUUUUUUUAAAUGUUUUAUCUUUUAAAAUUAAAAAUCUUUGUAAUUCCUUUUAAAUCAAAAGAAGGUUAUUUUUGUGUCCUUGGGGGGAAAAGUAAUGAUUUUAAAAUAAAUAUGUUAAUGCUGCAAAUCCUUAGAUAUUGAGAAGAAUAAUUAAAUAAAGCAAGGGCUGGUUCCUUCUAUGAUUUUGACUUUUUUUUGUCUCAUCUGCAUUUUUUAGUAAUAAAAAUGCGUAGUAAUACUUGCAUUCACACCAGUCAUCAACAAUUAGUGAGGGUCUAGAAGGGAUUAACAGAAUAAAGAAUAAAGUGCCAAAUGUAUCAAAAAUUGGUCCCAAAAAAUAAAGAAUGGGGAACAAUAGGCAAAAUAGUUAAGAAUAGAAAAAAAUGGGAUGCUACUAUUAAAAAAAUAAAAUAGAGAAUAAUGGACAAAAAUUAUAUAGAAUAAAAAAUAAAAGAAUGCAGAACUGAAGGACAUUAAUGAUAAGUUGAUGACUUAUACCAUUUCAGAAUAAACACUGAUUAUAAACCUUGGUGUAUUACUAUACAUGUAACUUUUACCUAAGUGGAUAUGUUCUUAGUAUUAUGAAGUUGAUGCAAAAUUGACUGAAUUGUGUGCAAUUUUAUAUAUCUUGUGUUAGCUUUGUAAACUUUAAUUGGAUCAUGUAAUGAUAGUUUUCCAUAGUCUUCUGUUUUAUUGCGUAUAUAUAAAUUGAAAGAUUAAGUCUCAUUAAUGUUUGUUAGGUAUAUAAAUAUAUGUCAUAUUAUAGAUCUAGAUGCUAGUUGGUAUUUUUUUUUAAAUCAAAAUGACAUUUGUUGUUUGUUUGGUUGUUGAAUAUUUUGAUUGUUUUCAUGUGUAAAAGACAUGCUUUUAUUUAUAUUAA
Mytilus trossulus (common blue mussel) is the source of this 3642-nucleotide messenger RNA. Its product is annotated as transmembrane protein 127-like. The coding region runs from base 95 to 961 and encodes 288 amino acids. Gene Ontology annotation, cellular component: membrane. NCBI's taxonomy places the organism in Eukaryota, Metazoa, Mollusca, Bivalvia, Mytilida, Mytilidae. The record is from RefSeq and is a predicted model, not a curated record. The transcript has 3 exons. Gene Ontology annotation, biological process: negative regulation of TOR signaling; negative regulation of cell population proliferation.